Aspergillus wentii DTO 134E9 is the source of this 1305-nucleotide messenger RNA. Its product is annotated as endonuclease/exonuclease/phosphatase family protein. The coding region runs from base 1 to 1305 and encodes 434 amino acids. Gene Ontology annotation, molecular function: sphingomyelin phosphodiesterase activity. NCBI's taxonomy places the organism in Eukaryota, Fungi, Ascomycota, Eurotiomycetes, Eurotiales, Aspergillaceae. Gene Ontology annotation, cellular component: cytoplasm. The transcript has 3 exons. The record is from RefSeq and is a predicted model, not a curated record.
AUGAAGUCUCUUUUAUUGUAUACGCUUGCCCAAACCGCGGCAGCAGGCAGCUUCAACGUCCUCUCCUUCAACGUUGCCGGCCUCCCCGAAAUCCUCAACAGCAACGAAGUCCCCGGCGACAAAACAACAAACACCGAAGCCAUUGGCGCCAAAUUCGCCGAAUACGACUACGAUGUGAUCCAUGUGCAGGAGGAUUUCAACUAUCACGCCCACCUGUACAAAACAGACACUCACCCCUACCGCACUGCGACAUCGGGCGGGGCAGGCAUCGGGUCUGGCUUGAAUACGCUGUCCAACUAUGACUGGGUGGAUUUCGAGCGUGUCAAAUGGGCGACGUGUUCGGAGGCGUCAGGGGCGGAUUGUCUCACGCCAAAGGGGUUUACAGUUAUGAGAGUGAGGGUUGAAGAGGGUGUUUAUCUGGAUUUCUAUAAUCUGCAUGCUGAUGCGGGAUCCGAAACAGAAGACGUCAAAGCAAGAAGUGCCAACCUGCAACAGGUGGCCGAUCACAUCCAGACCAACUCGGCCGGAAAUGCCGUCCUCGUCUUUGGCGACACCAAUGCCCGGUAUACAUCGUCUGGCGAGAACAUCCGCGUCUUCACGCAGGAAAACAACAUGGCGAAUCCCUGGAUCGAUCUGAUUCUGCAUGGAGACAUCCCGCCCCAAGACGACAAUGCGCGAAUAUGCGAGAAUCCCAACAAGAACAACUCCUGCGAGACGGUGGAUAAGAUCUUCUACCGCGGAAGUCGAGUGAUGGACCUGCAGGCUACGUUCUGGAAAUACGCCGACUAUGACUUUUUAUCCAGCAAUGGGACGAUUCUGUCGGAUCACAAUCCCAUCACGAGUAACUUUACUUAUUCGCUGUCUGAUUCUCUUCGUCAGAGUGAUCUAUUCGGUGGUCCACAUGGAACCUGGUUCAACGACCUCACUUCCAUCCCUGAUUCAUCCACCGGCUCGAAUAAACCCCAGAAAAUCACUCUCCGUGGCGACAACCGUCUCGAUGCAGUCAGUCUCUUCACCUCUGGAUCAAAUCACACACACGGCGGCGACGGCGGAACAGUCCAGGAACUCAGCCUAGCAGACGACGAAUACUGGACGCACACCACAAUGUGCCAGGGCAAACACAACGACCAUACACGGAUCUUCUCCCUUUCAGCAACAACCAGCAAGGGAAAGACAGUCAGUGCCGGGACAAAGACGGAGGAUUGCAAAGACUUUGUGGCUGAGGAUGGAUGGCAGGUGGUUGGGUUUUAUGGACAGGAUGGAGAUGAAAUUGACCAGCUGGGGCUGAUUUACUCUUUGCAAUAA